Molecule: messenger RNA, 2924 nt
Organism: Pyrus x bretschneideri (Chinese white pear)
Lineage: Eukaryota; Viridiplantae; Streptophyta; Magnoliopsida; Rosales; Rosaceae
Product: hydroxyproline O-galactosyltransferase GALT2
Exons: 7
Coding region: 609-2645 (678 amino acids)
Cellular component (GO): Golgi membrane
Molecular function (GO): carbohydrate binding; galactosyltransferase activity
Source: RefSeq, a predicted model, not a curated record
AUAAAAACCUAAAAGAAAUGGGGAAUGAAAUCUACCGACCAACAUUUCCCGUUUCAGUCAAAUAUCUUCUUAAUUUCUCCCAAUGCAUUUUCCCAUUUAACACAACAUUCCCUCCCUACCUUCCCCCACGCCCUUCUGCUCCUCUGCUCAGCGAUCUGCCAGUCUGCAUAGGGUUUUUCUCGCCCAUCUGCAUUGCCAUUGCGGGGUCUGUUCAUCUUGGUCGAGAUCGAACUGUUUGGAGAAUGCCGGUGAGACUGUUGACAUUUUAAGCUUUUCUGACUUGAAAUUUUUGAUGGGUUUUCCACUUUUCCUGCAUUGUGUUGCUGAAUUGUGACGUUGAUUGGAUUCUUGAACUCGAUCUCUCCGAACCCGUUGGGGGGUUCGAGUUCUCUCACUGUACGAUGCUUUGUAUUUCUUGCCAUUGUUGAUUUGGAUUUGGUUUCUUCUUGAGGAUUUGGAAAGCUUUGGUUUUGGAGUUUUUCUUGGGUUUGGAGCUUGAAUUGGGUUUCUUUUUGUGAUUGAAGAAAUGGGUAUUGGAGUUGGAGGAACUGUUUGGUGGUGGUUGUUGUUGUAGAGUAUAUUGCAGUCUGUGUAUUGGUUUCGUAAAGAUGAAGAGGCUAAAAAUUGAACCUUCAGUUGCGAGGAGGUUCAAAUUGCAGCAUUUGUUGUUUGGUAUAGCGGCAUUGUACUUGGUCUUCAUAUCCUUUAAGUUUCCCCAGUUUCUUGAGAUAGCAAAGACGCUGAGUGGUGAUGAUAGUUAUGAUGGAUUGGAACUGGUCGAAGAUGUGGAUUUGAGUAAACCGUUAUUUAAUUCUGUUUAUAAGGACACGUUUCAUCGCAAAUUGGAAGACCAAAACCAAGAUGCGCCUGUGAGGCCUAGGAAGGAACCUUUGGAAGAGAGUAAAGGUGGAUCUAAGCCUAUAAAGCCACUACAACAUCAAUAUGGUCGGAUCACUGGUGAGAUUAUGAGGCGAAGAAAUAGAACUAAUGAACUUUCGGUGCUUGAGAGGAUGGCAGAUGAGGCUUGGACAUUGGGUUUAAGUGCUUGGGAAGAAGUGGGUAAACUUGAUGGGAAGGAGAUUGGAGAGAGUUCUAUAAUUGAGGGAAAACCUGAGUCAUGUCCUUCAUGGUUAUCAAUGAGUGGGGAAGAAUUGGCAACAGGAGAUAAGUUGAUGUUUCUUCCUUGUGGGCUUGCUGCAGGUUCUUCAAUUACGGUGGUGGGAACAUCCCAUUAUGCUCACGAGGAGUAUGUGCCCCAGCUUGCAAAGUUGAGGAGGGGUGAUGGAACAGUUAUGGUCUCGCAGUUCAUGGUUGAGUUGCAAGGGCUGAAGUCAGUAGAUGGGGAAGACCCGCCAAAAAUACUGCACUUGAAUCCACGAUUAAAAGGUGAUUGGAGUAAGCAGCCAGUCAUUGAGCACAACACCUGUUACAGGAUGCAAUGGGGAACAGCUCAAAGGUGUGACGGCUUACCAUCCAAGAGCAAUGAAGACAUGCUAGUUGAUGGAUAUGGGAGAUGUGAAAAGUGGAUGCGGAAUGGUAUGGACUCAAAGGAGUCCAAGACCAAGACUACCUCAUGGUUCAAACGAUUCAUAGGGCGUGAGCAGAAGCCAGAAGUAACCUGGCCAUUUCCGUUUACAGAGGGUAGAUUGUUUGUCCUGACCAUACGUGCUGGUGUGGAUGGAUUCCAUACUAGUGUUGGGGGCAAGCAUGUCACUUCAUUUCCAUAUCGGAUGGGUUUUACACUUCAAGAUGCAACUGGAUUAGCAAUUAAAGGAGAUGUUGAUGUUCACUCUGUUUAUGCUACUUCUCUUCCCGCUUCUCAUCCAAGUUUCUCACCUCAAACAGUACUGGAGAUGGCAGAGAAGUGGAAAGCUCGUCCUUUACCAAAGAGACCUUUUCAGCUGUUUAUUGGGGUUCUUUCUGCUACAAAUCACUUUGCAGAGCGCAUGGCAGUGAGAAAAACUUGGAUGCAAUCAUCAGCAAUCAAGUCCUCCAAUGUAGUAGUCCGUUUCUUUGUUGCAUUGAAUCCAAGGAAGGAGGUAAAUCAAAUGCUGAAGAAAGAGGCUGCUUACUUUGGUGAUAUUGUUAUUUUGCCCUUUAUGGAUCGAUACGAGCUUGUUGUUCUGAAAACCAUUUCUAUUUGUGAGUUUGGGUCUCAGAACGUGACAGCUGCAUACAUCAUGAAAUGUGACGAUGACACAUUUGUUAGAGUGGACACUGUCUUAAAGGAAAUUGUGGGCAUCUCUUCUAAAAAAUCCCUUUAUAUGGGCAAUCUUAACCUCUUGCAUCGCCCACUCAGAAGUGGAAAAUGGGCUGUAACCUAUGAGGAGUGGCCGGAAGAAGUUUAUCCUCCAUAUGCCAAUGGCCCUGGAUAUGUAAUUUCCAUUGAUAUUGCUAAGUUCAUCAUUUCUCAGCACGUUAGUCAUAGGCUAAGGCUUUUCAAGAUGGAAGAUGUGAGCAUGGGAAUGUGGGUUGAGCAAUUCAACAGCACCACAGCAAUUGUCCAAUACUCCCAUAACUGGAAGUUUUGUCAGUACGGGUGCAUGGAGAACUACUUCACCGCACAUUACCAAUCGCCAAGGCAAAUGAUCUGUCUUUGGGACAAGUUGGCUAGAGGUCAAGCUCAAUGCUGUAACUUCCGAUGACACUGAGCCGUCUAAUUCAUACAAGUAGAUUGCAGCACUCUUCACCCUUCUUUCUGGUAUCCUCACGCUUGUGCCGGUUUUUAUCUACUAGUUUCAAUUGAAAGUACAAGCUCCUAACGAUGAAUCGUGAUAAAUGAUUGUUGUCAAAAAAUGAAUCAUCGAAGAGUAGUAUAGAUUGUGUUGUAAAAUGGGAUGAUUGACAAAUUCUCCUUGUACCACUAGAUUGUAAUUAUGCUCAAAAUCUUGAGAUUUAACAAAAGACGUAGAAUGUCUUAUCCA